Messenger RNA from Dendrobium catenatum, 600 nucleotides. Its product is annotated as NADH-ubiquinone oxidoreductase chain 3-like. NCBI's taxonomy places the organism in Eukaryota, Viridiplantae, Streptophyta, Magnoliopsida, Asparagales, Orchidaceae. Gene Ontology annotation, molecular function: NADH dehydrogenase (ubiquinone) activity. The transcript has a single exon. The record is from RefSeq and is a predicted model, not a curated record. The annotation marks the transcript as partial. Gene Ontology annotation, cellular component: NADH dehydrogenase complex.
CUAGCGCCUUUCCCUUGUUCUACAAGUGAAACGCUCCGCGCCUUCUCUCUUGGAUCAAAAAAAGAGUUCCGCACCCGGACUUUUUCCAUACGAAAAAUGAGAAUGCCGAACAAAGACACUUCUCCGAGGGACAUGGUUGGGUGCAGCCCAUGUCUUUCUUGGUUGAAGGAGUCAAGGAUAGGACGGGUCCGUAUACUGACUGUCAUCUGUGAGUACGCGAAGUUCGACUGUUCGCGUUCUCUUUUUUUUCCGGUAUGCCGCUCCGCGAGCAAGGAGCGCCGCGAGCAGAGCGAGAGAACGAAGUGUUUUGUGAUGUCGGAAUUUGCACCUAUUUUGAUCUAUUUAGUGAUCAGUCUGCUAGUUUCUUUGAUCCCGCUCGGUCUUCCUUUUCCAUUUGCUUCCAAUAGUUCGACCUAUCCAGAAAAAUUGUCGGCCCACGAAUGUGGUUCCGAUCCCUCCGGUGAUGCCAGAAGUCGUUUCGAUAUACGAUUUUAUCCGGUUUCUAUUUUCUUUAUUAUCCCUGAUCCGGAAGUCACCUUUUCUUCUCCUUGGGCAGUACCUCCCAACAAGAUUGAUCCGUUUGGAUCUUGGUCCAUGAUG